Molecule: messenger RNA, 880 nt
Organism: Dunckerocampus dactyliophorus (ringed pipefish)
Lineage: Eukaryota; Metazoa; Chordata; Actinopteri; Syngnathiformes; Syngnathidae
Gene: zcrb1
Product: zinc finger CCHC-type and RNA binding motif 1
Exons: 8
Coding region: 46-717 (223 amino acids)
Biological process (GO): mRNA splicing, via spliceosome
Cellular component (GO): U12-type spliceosomal complex
Molecular function (GO): zinc ion binding; RNA binding
Source: RefSeq, a predicted model, not a curated record
UCUACGCUCAACCGAACGCAGAAUGUAUUGUUAUGUGAAUUCAACAUGAGUGGGGGUCUAGCACCGAGCAAAAGCACUGUUUAUGUGUCCAACCUGCCAUUCUCUCUCACAAACAAUGACCUUCACAAGCUCUUCACCAAAUAUGGAAAAGUGGUCAAGGUUACAAUUGUGAAAGAUAAAGACACACACAAAAGCAAAGGCGUAGCAUUCGUUCUAUUCCUGGACAGAGAAUCGGCUCAUAACUGUGCGAGAGCGGUGAACAACAAGCAGUUGUUUGGCAGAACUGUGAAAGCGAGCAUUGCAAUAGACAAUGGACGGGCAGCUGAGUUUAUAAGGAGGCGCAACUACACAGACAAAAGCAGGUGUUAUGAAUGUGGGGAUAUAGGACAUAUGAGCUAUGCGUGCCCCAAAAAUAUGUUGGGAGAGAGGGAACCCCCAAAGAAGAAAGAAAAGAAAAAGAAGAAAAAAGAUCAACAACCAGAACAUGUCGAAGAAGAAGAACUACAAAGUGAGGAGGAAGGAGAAGAUCCAGCUCUUGAUAGUCUUAGUCAAGCCAUAGCUUUUCAGCAAGCACGAAUUGAGGAAGAAGAGCAGCGAAGAAAUCACACUGUUGUGGCCCAGGAUGGCAACGCUCAUCCUUCUACGUCUGCAGACUCCAGGAAACCGAGGAUCAAGAAAAGUGCGUACUUCAGCGACGAGGAGGAGCUUAGUGACUAAAGUGGACACAAUUUGGAUGUCCUAAGCAGCCCUUUUGAUAUAGUUUAACAUGUUGUGUUACAGUUUUAACGGCUUUUUCUUUUAUCUUGGAAUAAUUUUGGAAUAUUCAGUUGUAAUAUUGUAAAUAAAAUAACGUGUAUUGUAACGCCUGCAUUCCUGUCUU